AUGAGCAUCUCUCUUCCUCGUUCCAUAUCCCUCAUUUUCCCUCUGCUUCUUUUCCCUCUUUUCUUUCUACAGAAGGACUCCGAAGAAAAUGAGCCUACGAGACACCCCUAUGUGGUGGUGGUGGCCAUCGACUUUGGCACCACCUCCAGUGGCUAUGCAUAUGCCUUCACUAAAGAGCCAGAGUGCAUUCACACUAUGAGGCGCUGGGAGGGUGGGGACCCAGGUGUGUCCAAUCAGAAGACGCCCACCACCAUUCUUCUGACCCCAGACAGGAAGUUUCACAGUUUUGGUUAUGCAGCCCGAGAUUUUUACCACGACCUGGAUCCCACUGAGUCUAAGCAAUGGCUCUACCUGGAGAAGUUUAAAAUGAAACUACACACCACUGCAAAUCUGUCCAUCGAUACAGAUUUACAUGCAGCCAAUGGGAAAAAGGUGAAAGCUCUGGAUAUUUUUGCUUAUGCUCUGGCCUUUUUUAAGGAGCAGGCUCUUAAGGUAUGUUUUAGUUCCAUUAUCAUCUAG
Messenger RNA from Sinocyclocheilus grahami, 519 nucleotides. Its product is annotated as heat shock 70 kDa protein 12A-like. Lineage: Eukaryota; Metazoa; Chordata; Actinopteri; Cypriniformes; Cyprinidae. The record is from RefSeq and is a predicted model, not a curated record. The coding region runs from base 1 to 519 and encodes 172 amino acids. The transcript has 4 exons.